Messenger RNA from Xenopus laevis (African clawed frog), 535 nucleotides. Its product is annotated as cytochrome b-c1 complex subunit 10. The record is from RefSeq and is a predicted model, not a curated record. NCBI's taxonomy places the organism in Eukaryota, Metazoa, Chordata, Amphibia, Anura, Pipidae. The transcript is spliced from 3 exons. The coding region runs from base 110 to 280 and encodes 56 amino acids.
AAUUCGGGCAGCCUGGAUCCAGAGGUCCUUUCGCCGCCAUUUUGUUUGCAAAUGUUUAUAUCAUAGACUGCUGGGACUUGCAGGUCACAUUGAAUGCGUAACAGAAAUCAUGAUUGCUAGGUUUUUAGGUCCUCGGUAUCAGCAACUGGCAAAGAAUUGGGCUCCUGUCCUAGCCACUUGGGGAUCCAUAGGAGCAGUAGGACUGAUAUGGGCCACAGACUGGAGACUGUUUCUUGAUUAUGUUCCAUAUAUAAAUGGAAAGUUUAAGGAUGAGAAAUAAUUGAAUACCUGUCUGUCUACUAUGAGCAUGUCUUGGAUUUGGCCCAGACCAGAAAAUCUUCAGUUUCCAGAAUGUUAAUGGAAGGGAAUGGACCGACUUGUUACACCUUGGAUGAAGCAGCUUAUUUAUGAAUAAACUUUGGACUUACAUAUUCCAGAUUUAUAUUCAGAAACUUGCUAUGUUGGUGUAAUUUUUAACUGUAGUGCUCACUUCUGAAAAAGAAAUCUAAUAAAAUGUUUGUAAUUCAACUUGAAA